GCCACCUGCGACAGGUGGAGCGCGCGGGGCGCCCAGCUCGGCCAUGUCCGCUGAGAGCUCGGGGCCGGGGCCCGAGACGGGGCCCGAGCCAGGGUCUGAGACGGGGUCCCCCCAGCCGGGGCCGCUCUGCCCCGAGCACGGCCAGGCUCUGAGCUGGUUCUGCUGCUCUGAGCGACGACCCGUGUGCGCCGCCUGCGCGGGACUGGACGGCCGCUGCCAGGGGCACCGCAUCCGCCGGGCGGAGGAGCGCGCGGAAGAGCUGCGGAACAAGAUCGUGGACCAGUGUGAGAGGCUGCAGUUACAGAGUGCUACCAUCACCAAGUAUGUGGCUGACGUCUUGCCAGGGAAGAACCAGAGAGCAGUGAGCAGGGCCAGUGCAGCGCGGGAACUGGUCAUCCAGCGGCUGGGUCUGGUGAGGAGUCUGUGUGAGAGCGAGGAGCAGAGGUUGCUGGAACAGGUGCAUGGCGAAGAGGAGCGGGCCCACCAGAGCAUCCUGACGCAGCGAGUACACUGGGCCGAGGCGCUGCAGAAGCUCGACACCAUCCGGACCAGCCUGGUGGACAUGCUCACCCAUCUGGAUGACCUCCAGCUAAUUCAGAAGGAGCAGGAGAUUUUUGAGAGGACGGAGGAAGCAGAGGGCAUUUUGGAUCCCCAGGAGUCGGAAAAGUUAAACUUUAAUGAGAAGUGCACUCGGAGCCCACUACUGUCCCAGCUCUGGGCGACAGCCGUUCUCUGGUCCCUCUCAGGCAUGGAAGACGUGCGUAUCGACGAGAGGACUGUCAGCCCCUUCCUGCAACUGUCAGAGGACCGAAGGACCCUGACCUUCCAUGCCAAGAAGUCCAAGGCCUGGGCAGAUGGCCCGGAGCGCUUUGACCACUGGCCCAAUGCCCUGGCCACCACUUCCUUCCAGGCUGGGCUGCACGCCUGGGUGGUGAACGUCCAGAACAGUGGUGCCUAUAAGGUGGGCGUGGCCUCAGGCCAGCUGCCCCGCAAGGGUUCCGGCAGCGACUCCCGUCUGGGCUACAACGCCUUCUCCUGGGUCUUCUCCCGCUACGACCAGGAGUUCCGUUUCUCACAUGAUGGGCAGCACGAGCCCCUGGACCUGCUGCGGUGCCCAUCUCAGCUGGGGGUGCUGCUGGACCUGCAGGCCCAGGAGCUUCUCUUCUAUGAGCCGGCCUCGGGCACGGUGCUACACACCCACCACGCGUCCUUCCCCGGGCCCCUCUUCCCAGUCUUUGCCGUGGCCGACCAGACCAUUUCCAUCAUCCACUGACCUCUGGCCGUGGGGAGGCCAGGUCGGCCUCCCUACCGCCCUUUCGGGCCAUGUUUCUACCCAAUGUCUUUUUCCCAAACAUUGCCUGUGUCCAAUGGGCAGCUUUAGGAGGGCAUCUGGGUACAGCCACUCCAUGCUGGAUAUCGGUGGGGAACCUGCUGUUCCCCAGCCUUGGUCUCCCCAGCCUACACAUCUGUUCCACUGGUGGUGUCUUGUUUGCCACUGUAUCUCUAACAUCCAGCACGGUGCCUGGUGCAUAAUGAAAGUGCAAUAAAUAUUUGGCAAGCGAGUGGAUGGAUGGAUGGAUGGAUGGACAGGUGACGGAGCGCUGCCUCCAGUAGAUGCCAUUCUCUGGCAGAAUAGCCUAUGGCUGAAGCUCUUUCAUCCCCUCAAUUCACUGCUCCUUAGUCCUUUUCAUGACAUGGCACACAGAGAAAAUAUUUUUUCUAGCACACAGGAAAACCUGCAGGGGAGUUAUUACUCCUGCCAGGCUGUGGUUGGCCACAGGACUCUGCCUGGGGGCUGUGUCCUCUGCCAGACCCUGCCUGGCCACUCGGAACACUGAAGGGAUCCUGUCCAGGUGACCUGCCCACAACACACCUGUCGGCAGCCCUGCCUGAGACUAGGCAGAGCUCCAGUCCCUGCCUACCCGGGGCAACAGGGAUGAACUUUUCUCCCCACUGCAGCUGAUGAAUGGCCCCACCUAGUGCCUUCUCUGACAUAAUGUGAAGACCUGCAGUGAGGCCUUCAAAGAAACAGCUGAGGGACAAGAGGGCCAGCCUUGGGGAACAUGGACAUUAUUAAAGGUUUUCAAAGACUGCAAAA
Molecule: messenger RNA, 2098 nt
Organism: Sus scrofa (pig)
Lineage: Eukaryota; Metazoa; Chordata; Mammalia; Artiodactyla; Suidae
Gene: BSPRY
Product: B-box and SPRY domain containing
Molecular function (GO): protein binding; zinc ion binding
Source: RefSeq, a predicted model, not a curated record